Messenger RNA from Dermacentor andersoni, 4605 nucleotides. Lineage: Eukaryota; Metazoa; Arthropoda; Arachnida; Ixodida; Ixodidae. The record is from RefSeq and is a predicted model, not a curated record.
GACAGAAAGAAAACUAUUAACAACUAUUCUUGGAAGCUGGCUAGCUCUGAUGUGGUUAAUAUCUUUUAUAUAAAUUAAAAUGUAGAUGUAUCUGCGUCAUUGAAAAAAGUGAACUUUCAGAAGGCCUAUAUGUGUUGGGGUUCAAGGUAGGUUUGAUAUUACAAAAGAGGUCACGUACUGAAAAAAAGUUUCAGAAACACUAGACUAAAACAACUCUGUAUUCAGUUUUGCUACACUGUCACAGACCGGCGCCAACCAUGUUAUAUAUAUAUAUUUCUUUAGAGUGUGUUUUCGGGCAUCCCGUUCAGAAUCUACGGGAGGAGGCCGCGAGAGAGGGCGGAGAGGACUGCCCAGUGUCGAGGGGCAUCUGGAGACGGUCGGCUUUGUGAGCCGCGCAAGCGGCUGUUCUUCGGAGGCGGCUUCGCUGUCCCCUUCGACGGAGUCGGGGCUUGGCCGCGGUGUAAGAUUACCAGAGUGGAGCAGGCAGAGCGCACGGUGAAGCGAGUUGUGCGCCCUGUGUCCACUGUUCGGUCGCUUCCGCUGGUCAGGAUCGCGGAGACGGCCGGGCCAUAAAUCGACAGUGCGUAUGCUGUCUUCGGUGGCACCGAGAAAAAAAAAAAAAAACGCCCGUAAAUAACCGCUGGGCACAGCGCUGUCUUUAACCAGCGUCUUCCCUCCGCCAGCUCGUUAGCAGUUCGGUGGAAAGGGUCACAGUCGGUUGGAAAGAGGCAGCGAAGAAGGUUGUGUGAGCCUUUGCGGCGUGCGGGGCCGAAUUCCUGACGGCGAGGCGUGCGCUUCAUCGCACCGGGCCCGCCGCCUUCGAGCCAUCGCCGCAACGACUGCCACACGAGCCGUCCCCGUUCUUCGCCGCGCUCCGAUAUGGUCUGUCCGCCGGCUUGUCCUCUUCUUCUUUGUUCUGUAACUCUCAAUGACUCCUGUGCCUCUAAACUCCUUUGUUUACUGUUGUUGUAACCCUGCCUGAUUAUUGUAUGUUCUGGUCGUGUUUCCAAUUGUGUGUGCUUCUCGCCAAUUCUGUUCGUUCCUACUUUGAGUUCUUUGUUCCCUUAUUGUCCGUGAUCAGUUUUGUGUAUGAUUAAAUGCUUGUUAUCCCCCUUCAACGAGUUGCUUCGUGAUUGCCGACGCACCGAUACACGGGCGCCUUGCUCGGGCUGACCAACCCUGAAUAAAUAAAUGUUGCACGAGGACCUCUCGCUUGUAGGCCAGGGCGAAGCGUAAAGCGGACCCCUGUGUUCCGUCGGCUUGCGCCUGGCAGCCGGAUCGGCGAGCGACUUGUAGGUUUUUGUGACAAUAAUUGGCGUCCGCGACAGGACUUGGUCAGCCGCGUGUCGGUGCUGAGGAUACGAAGGAAUUCGUUUGAGGGGUCGUGCUAGUGGCAAGAAGUCCACCGUUUCGUUGAGCACGAUGGCAGAGGCAGAGUUUGAUAAACUCGUUAAUCAGGGACGGAGCUUCGGCUUCGAAGGUAAAGAAUUGUUUUCUUGGAUAGAGCAAGAGAGAGCUAGACGUCGAGAAGAGCGCAAUGCAGAACGCACUUGGCGGAGGGAAGAAGCUGAACGCGAAAAGACUAUGAGAGAGGAAGAGUCCACCUUAAGAAUGGCUCUGCUUGAAAAAGAAAAGGAGGUGUUGUUGCUGAGGCAGCAACUCGGCAGUUCCUCGGAAACGGACUCUAGGUCCGGGUCGGAAGAGAGGGGGGCUAUGCCGGGAAGCAAAGUGAACCCGCACAAAGUUAUGCCUGUGUUCAAUGAGCAACGUGAUGACCUCGACGCGUAUUUGAUGCGUUUUGAGCGUGUGGCUCGAGGUCAAGGUUGGCCACGAGACCAGUGGUCCACUGCAUUGAGCCUGUGUUUGAGCGGUGAGGCACUGAGCGUUUUCAGUAGGAUGUCCGCGCCAGAUUGCACGGAUUAUGAAAAGUUAAAGCAAGCAUUGAUGCUACGUUUUAGAAUGACCGAGGAAGGGUUUAGAGAAAAGUUUAAGGGUGCAUCCCCUAUGAACGGGGAAACGUGCUCCCAGUUUGUUACUCGGCUCACGAAUUUCCUUGAGCGGUGGGUCGAGCUGUCCAACACCAAGAAGGAAUACAAUGAUCUGUUCGAGCUGAUGGUGAAGGACCAGUUCCUUUCAAGCUGCGCGGCACCACUGGAACUCUUCCUAAAAGAGAGAAAAGAUGCUACUCUUCAAGAAAUGAUAGAAAGAGCGCAGCAUUACGUAGACGCUCAUGGAUGGCCGAAUUUCGCAAGACGUCCAGCUGCGAGGAAAGAGCCGUCAGCUACAACAGAUGCGGAACAAAGAGCUGAAAGGAAAGACAGGAGCCAGUCAGCUGUGCAGGUGAGGGAUCAGGAAGUGCAGAAAUGCUUCCUUUGCUCUCGUAUCGGCCAUCGAGCCGAAAACUGUCGCGUGGGCAGAGCGGAGGGCAACAACCAACCUCUGAAAUGUUUCAAGUGUGGCAAAAGCGGCCACACUAGUUGGAAGUGUUGGCAGAAGGGUCCAAACAAGCCAAAAGGCACGGCAGAAGAAUCAGCGUCGUUGUGCAUUGAGAACGGAUACAUUGAGCUGAAGAAUGGGGAAAAGGUCCCAGUCGUUGGCGUGGGCCUGACAGAUGAGCCCGUAAAUGUUAAUGCGAAACUUCCAGUAGUCACCGGGGUGGUUGGUAACCAAAGGGUUCGGGUGCCUAGAGACACUGGAUGCAACACAGUGAUAGUAAGGAGGAGUCUGGUCAAGGAUGGUGACCUCAUAGGGUCCAACUCUCCCGUGUACCUCCUCGAUCGGUCGGUUCUCCUGCUUCCAGAGGCUUGUAUCAGCGUGGACACACCUUAUUUCAAGGGCCGCCUUCGGGCGAAGUGUAUGAAGGAUCCCCUUUAUGACCUGGUACUCGGCAACGUUGAAGGAGUUAGAAAUGCCGCCGAUCCGGAUCUCGACUGGAGAUUGGAGAAGAUGGCCGCGACUGUGCCCUCCUCGAAAGAAGUACAACCCUCAAGGAGUAUUAGCGCUGAGCAGGAGUGCAACACUGCUGGAGGCGAGCGCUCGGCUAUCGCAGACUCGUAUGGUGACCAUGCAAACGCCGUAGGGACGAGAUCGCAAGCCCAUGAGAAAAGACCGUUAAGGGACCCUCGGGUGUCGGAGAAUUCAGAUAACGUAAGCCGGGAAGACCUAAUCAAGGAGCAGACUGUAUGUGUCGGAUAGACUAAUUCGCGGAGGCGUGUUGUUAUCACUGUAUAAUGAUGUUUGUUUUUCUCAACGUCAGGGCUUCUAUGUAUCCAUGCCACUGACGACCUCAUGCAGUGCUCUGUAUUAUGUUCUUCCAUAUGUGUUCUGUAUGGAGGCAUUAGGUCUAGCUUUGUGCAGCUAUGAUAUAAUACGAUGUGGUUGCUGUCUUUGUGCCGUGCGUUAUCAUGUGCUUCUUAGUAUGGAUAACACUGUGGACUUCGCGAGUGCAGUGGGUGCGCGUCAGCUGACAAUGCCAGAGAACUGACAGUGCCCAUGAGACUGGGUCCAGAUCCUCAUGCAUUGGAAUUGGACUAUAUUUUUUUUUUUGGACAAUGCAACCGUGAAGUGUGCAUAUCCACCUGUGCGUCUGUAGAUUCUACACUAGUUUUGAGAGUACAUUCCUGCUCUGACGUUCGACGCUCAUAGGUUUCCUGUUGUUAUUGUGUGUGAUUUGUCGCUGGCCUGUGGCUAGUAAAAUAUUACGCUGUAAUAUUCUUGAGCGGGGAGCAGUGUCACAGACCGGCGCCAACCAUGUUAUAUAUAUAUUUCUUUAGAGUGUGUUUUCGGGCAUCCCGUUCAGAAUCUACGGGAGGAGGCCGCGAGAGAGGGCGGAGAGGACUGCCCAGUGUCGAGGGGCAUCUGGAGACGGUCGGCUUUGUGAGCCGCGCAAGCGGCUGUUCUUCGGAGGCGGCUUUGCUGUCCCCUUCGACGGAGUCGGGGCUUGGCCGCGGUGUAAGAUUACCAGAGUGGAGCAGGCAGAGCGCACGGUGAAGCGAGUUGUGCGCCCUGUGUCCACUGUUCGGUCGCUUCCGCUGGUCGGGAUCGCGGAGACGGCCGGGCCAUAAAUCGACAGUGCGCAUGCUGUCUUCGGUGGCACCGAGAAAAAAAAAAACGCCCGUAAAUAACCGCUGGGCACAGCGCUGUCUUUAACCAGCGUCUUCCCUCCGCCAGCUCGUUAGCAGUUCGGUGGAAAGGGUCACAGUCGGUUGGAAAGAGGCAGCGAAGAAGGUUGUGUGAGUCUUUGCGGCGUGCGGGGCCGAAUUCCUGACGGCGAGGCGUGCGCUUCAUCGCACCGGGCCCGCCGCCUUCGAGCCAUCGCCGCAACGACUGCCACACGAGCCGUCCCCGUUCUUCGCCGCGCUCCGAUAUGGUCUGUCCGCCGGCUUGUCCUCUUCUUCUUUGUUCUGUAACUCUCAAUGACUCCUGUGCCUCUAAACUCCUUUGUUUACUGUUGUUGUAACCCUGCCUGAUUAUUGUAUGUUCUGGUCGUGUUUCCAAUUGUGUGUGCUUCUCGCCAAUUCUGUUCGUUCCUACUUUGAGUUCUUUGUUCCCUUAUUGUCCGUGAUCAGUUUUGUGUAUGAUUAAAUGCUUGUUAUCCCCCUUCAA